Molecule: messenger RNA, 4949 nt
Organism: Oncorhynchus masou masou (cherry salmon)
Lineage: Eukaryota; Metazoa; Chordata; Actinopteri; Salmoniformes; Salmonidae
Product: FYVE, RhoGEF and PH domain-containing protein 3-like
Exons: 19
Coding region: 293-3067 (924 amino acids)
Biological process (GO): filopodium assembly; cytoskeleton organization
Cellular component (GO): cytoplasm
Molecular function (GO): metal ion binding; guanyl-nucleotide exchange factor activity
Source: RefSeq, a predicted model, not a curated record
GUUUGCUGCAAGGAGGGCAGAUCCAUGAGGAGUGAAUGGAUCAGUGCACUAAUGCAGGAAAAACUCUUCGUGGAAACCCUUCUUCUAUCUCCGUGAGAGAAGCACUACAUGCCUGUUAUGUUCUACUGUGGAGGCUAGAGCGUUUUGCCAAGAGAAGGGAAAAAGCAGCGGACUUCGAGUCGGGACACUCCUUCGUUUGAGUUGCCUGUAACGUUAGCUCGUCCGGGCACAGUUUCCAAUCUGCUUUGAGCAUCGGAGAAGGGUUCAGCCAAGCAGGACAACUGUCGGCAAGAUGCAGAGGGUUUCGGCAACAACUGACCUCUCUCCCUCCUCUCUACAGUACCAGUGUGGAUCGGUGGACUUCCUGUGUUCCCCACGGCUGGGAAAGAAAGCCCCGCCCCCUCCCAGACCAUGUCACGGCCGGCCUGCAGUCAAGCCCCACCCCCAGCCUACCGCCACACCCACCUCUCAGAAACCUCAAGUGCCGCCUAAGCCCCUGCACCUGCUGGCCCUCGGACAGGACAAGAAGCCCAAGAGGAUCCCCCCGGCCCCCUCCAGGCCGCUGCCUGCUCCCCCAACUUCGCCCAAGCCGCGGCCCAGCCAGAUCCCCCCUGGCCUGGCCACACUGCCUCAAAGAGAAGCCCAGAACGUGGGGCUACUCAUCGAGAGGUUUGAGAAGUCCAGGAUUCCGAUUCUUGGCGUCCCCCCGAAGAAUCAGCUCCACCUGUGCCUGAGUAUGGACGCCAUGUCUGAGACCACACCCCCCUCUGCCCCUGACCCCACAGCACACUCCCCUUCAGGGUCAGCACGAGCAAAGGAUUCUGGGAAACGCUCCCCCGCCGACAAACUUGCACAUAUCGUCUCGGAGCGGAUUGAUGAGGUCACAGAGCUGAUAGAACUCUCACACCUGGCCUCACUCCGCAUCGACGGCCACGAGGACAUUCCUCUGGACUCAAUGGAGGACCACCUCGACAUCGCCCAUGGUGAUGGAGUUGGUUCCCUUGACGAUGCGGAGCGGGAGGAGAGAGGCUCUUCCCAUGAGCUCCAGGACAAUCCGGACUCUCUCUCCUCGGAGCAGAACUUAAAUGGGAAGAUUCCCAACAGGGACAGCGGGAUUGACAGCCCAUCGUGUGCGGUGGAGGGUGAGGUGUUCCCCAACGAGGACGCCAUCGACGAGGAAGAGCGCUAUGACAGCGUCACGGAGACGGAGACCAGUGUGUCCUGCUGCAUAACCCUGGACAACAAGCGUGACUCCACACAGGACGAGGACAGUGACCUGGAUGAGGUCAGCAGUGGGGAGAUGGAGGGAGGAGAGAAGACAGACACACACAGGUGCUCAGAGACCCAGAGGUUACUGAACAUCGCCAGAGAGCUCCUUCACACUGAGGAGGCCUACGUCAAGAGACUCAACCUCCUGGACCAGGUAUUUUGCACUAAGCUGACAGAAGCUGGAAUCCCUCAGGAGGUGAUAACAGGGAUCUUCUCCAACAUCUCCUCCAUCUACUGCUUCCACCACAAGUUUCUUCUCCCUGAGCUCAAGACACGCAUCACUGGAGAAUGGGACUCAAACCCGCGUAUAGGAGACAUCCUCCAGAAGCUGGCUCCCUUUAUGAAGAUGUACGGCGAGUACGUGAAGAACUUUGACCGUGCUAUGGACCUGGUCAGCACCUGGAGCCAACGGUCAUCACAUUUCAAGAGUGUGGUCCAGAAUAUACAAAAGCAGGAUGUGUGUGGGAACCUGACUCUCCAGCACCACAUGUUGGAGCCUGUUCAGAGGAUCCCUCGCUAUGAACUCCUGCUCAAGGACUAUCUGAAGAAACUGCCUGACGAUGCACUGGACAGGAAAGACACAGAGAAGGCAUUGGAGCUCAUAUCCACAGCAGCCAACCACUCCAAUGCUGCCAUCAGGAAAAUGGAGAAGAUGAACAAACUGCUGGAGGUCUAUGAGAGACUGGGGGGAGAGGAGGACAUUGUGAACCCAGCCAACGAACUCAUCAAGGAGGGACACAUCAAGAAGAUGUCUGCCAAGAAUGGGACGGCCCAGGACCGAUACCUCUACCUGUUUAAUAACAUGGUGCUGUACUGCGUUCCCAAGCUGAGGUUGAUGGGUCAGAAGUUCAGUGUGAGAGAGAGGAUCGACAUUGCAGGGAUGGAGAUCAGGAAGGAGGUUCAGGAGAAUGUGAAGCAGAAUCUCCCUCUGACGUUUGCCAUCAUCGGCAAGCAGCGCUCACUAGAGCUGCAGGCCAGCACGGCAGAGGAAAAGGAAGACUGGAUACAGGUGAUCCUGGCCACCAUAGAGAGACACAAGCAGAACAGUGAGACCUUUAACAAAGCCUUCAACAGCUCCUUCUCCAGGGAGGAAGACCACACGCCAGACUCACCGGGUCCCUGGAGCACCAUAUCCAUAGACUCAGACAGUGAAAGACUGCAUGAAAGGAGAAGUUCCAAGAAGAAGGAGAAGGAGAAGCAGGCAUGUAAAGGCUGCAACGAAAGCUUCAACUUCACCAAGCGCAAACACCACUGCAAAGCCUGUGGAGCGGCCAUCUGUGGUAAAUGCUCUAAGAUGUUGGAGAACAAGACGUGUCGACUGUGUCCUGAAUGCUUUGAGACGAGCCAAGUCCCUGAAGGGCCUGCAGGGGCCCCAGGAGAGAUGAAGAGGAAAGCUACAGCCGAGAAGCAGGUGUCUCCGUCUCUAUUGGGGGACAACUGUCUGCAGUGUGGCCAGCUGCAGGUGCAGGAGAAGGGCAAGAGCUGGACAAAAACCUGGGUGGCCGUCACCAAGACUGAACCUCUAGUGCUGUACCUGCAGACCAGCGGACAGGACUCUCGUGGGGUACGGGCCAUACCCCUCCCGGGGUUUGAGGUGAACAUGGCAGCGCCAUCGGCAACAGAGAAGUCAGAGCUCAAACACGCGUUCCGGCUGAGUAACUCCCAGCAGGCUCUGCUGUUCAGCGCCCAGGAUGCAGAGGUCCAGGACCAGUGGGUGGAGCUUCUCUCUAGAGCCGCCCGCGGGGAAACAACCACAGUCCCGCCCGUCAGCCUGACAGAGCACAGGAAGAGCCAAUAGGGAGGCUCCGUUGAGGCCACUGGACCCUCCCCCUCCUUCCCACCUCUCCUGUGGACAGAGCACACAUUACUUGAAUUCACUUUACCUUGGCACUUUUUUUUUUGUUUUGUUUUCUUUGAAGAGAGGGAAGAAUCAUCUCCUCUCCUGCCCUUGCCUCCACCAGACACACACACACACACACACACACACACACACACACACACACACAUUCACACACAGACUCGCUCUUUCCCUGGCUCUCUCGAUCUCUCUCACUUACACACAUACACAAGCACACACACAUACAUAUGCACACACACACACACACACACACACACACACACACACACUUGUGCCACCAGUCCGACACCGUUGUAUGCAUGGUUACGUUGUAUUUCUCUCAGUGUUCUCUGCAGUUCAAGAAGAACAGAAGACUCUUUGAUUUAAUAUGUGUUGUAUUAUAGCCGAAGGCAUUUAUAAGAUGAAUCCUGUAUGAUUUUAUAAAACAAUGACGUUUGUUGUACAUUAUGUGACUGUGUUGUGAAGCAUUAACCCCUGUUGGUCUGUCUGUCUGUCUACCUGUCUGUGUGUUCCUCCUGUGUUUUAUUUCACUAUUAAAUGUUAGCGUAUUGAACCCCAGACACAGACGCCACCUUUCCCCACCCCUGUGGUCCCUGUGGCCCCUGUGGUCCCAGUGGCCCCUGUGGUCCCAGUGGUCCCUGUGGCCCCUGUGGUCCCUGUGGUCCCUGUGGUCCCUGUGGCCCCUGUGGUCCCUGUGGCCCCUGUGGUCCCUGUGGUCCCUGUGGUCCCUGUGGUCCCAGUGGUCCCUGUGGUCCCUGUGGUCCCUGUGGUCCCUGUGGUCCCAGUGGUCCCUGUGGCCCCUGUGGUCCCUGUGGUCCCAGUGGUCCCUGUGGUCCCUGUGGCCCCUGUGGCCCCUGUGGUCCCUGUGGCCCCUGUGGUCCCAGUGGUCCCUGUGGCCCCUGUGGUCCCAGUGGUCCCUGUGGCCCCUGUGGUCCCUGUGGUCCCAGUGGUCCCUGUGGUCCCAGUGGUCCCUGUGGUCCCAGUGCCAGCUCAGUGGUGGUUGUACAGUAUGAAUACCAAAUUGUGUCAUUAGUAUAAAGAGAUCCAUUUAACUUAAGAGACGUGAACGAAUGCUUGUGGCUGGCCACCUGAUGCUCCCACUAUCAGCCCCCAACUCCUCACAGCCCUCCUACCAAACACUCCCACCCUCACCCCACUAUCAUCCCCCAACUCCUCACAGCCCUCCCCCAAACACUCCCACCUUCACCCCACUAUCAUCCCUCAACUCCUCACAGCCCUCCCCCAAACACUCCCACCCUCACCCCACUAUCAGCCCCCCAACUCCUCACAGCCCUCCCCCAAACCCUCCCACCCUCACCCCACUAUCAGCCCCCUAACUCCUCACAGCCAUCCCCCAAACACUCCCACCCUCAACUUACUAUCAUCCCCCAACUCAUCCCCCUGUCUCCUGGAUGGGCUCUUUCCCUCCCUCCUCUCACUAUAAACUCUGAAUAUACUAGAAUAUACUACCACUUCCUGUUUCUCCCUCUUACCUGCUUCGCCCCCAUCUGGUCAUGUGAUAGAAACCUUAGCAACGAUACAAGUACUGUACGAUUGUGCGUUCUGCCUUGCCCCCCUCUACCCCCAACCCCCUGGCACCAGCUUGUAAAGAACCAGAAGAUUGUUUAGUCAUCUCUAUGUGCAUGUAUAAACUUACUGAUAUUUAUAUACCGUGCUCUGAAAGCCCCAGCCCCUCUCUCCUCUGUAAAGUGAGCAGACUCAGUAUUGCGUGUUUUAACCCUGGGUUGUGCACAAUGGAUAAGUAGUCAACACAUCAUCAAUAAAGAUACAUAUGGCUCACUCAAUGUCAUACUGUCCAACA